Equus quagga is the source of this 2033-nucleotide messenger RNA. It is a transcript of the gene ATP6AP2, whose product is annotated as ATPase H+ transporting accessory protein 2. Gene Ontology annotation, biological process: positive regulation of Wnt signaling pathway. The transcript has 9 exons. The coding region runs from base 116 to 1171 and encodes 351 amino acids. Gene Ontology annotation, molecular function: signaling receptor activity. The record is from RefSeq and is a predicted model, not a curated record. Lineage: Eukaryota; Metazoa; Chordata; Mammalia; Perissodactyla; Equidae. Gene Ontology annotation, cellular component: external side of plasma membrane; membrane.
GGGGCGGGCUCAGGGAGUCGGGCACAGCCCGAGCGCGUCACCCCCUCGCGCUGCGGUGGUCGCGUUCCGCUGGCCCGUUUGGUGUCGGCCUACGCUGCUGCGACGCCGCGGAACAAUGGCUGUGCUCGUCGUGUUCCUCUCCCUGCUGGUGGCGGGUGUUUUGGGAAAUGAGUUUAGUAUAUUAAAAUCACCAGGGUCUGUUGUUUUCCGAGAUGGAAAUUGGCCUAUACCAGGAGAGCGAAUCCCAGACGUGGCUGCACUGUCCAUGGGCUUCUCUGUGAAAGAAGACCUUUCUUGGCCUGGACUUGCGGUGGGUAACCUCUUCCAUCGUCCUCGGGCUACCGUUAUGGUGAUGGUGAAGGGAGUGGACAAACUCGCUCUACCCCCAGGCAGUGUCAUUUCGUACCCUUUGGAGAAUGCAGUUCCUUUUAGCCUUGACAGCGUUGCAAAUUCCAUUCACUCCUUAUUUUCUGAAGAAACUCCUGUAGUUUUGCAGUUGGCUCCUAGUGAGGAACGAGUGUAUAUGGUGGGGAAGGCAAACUCAGUUUUUGAAGACCUUUCAGUAACCUUACGACAGCUUCGCAAUCGCCUGUUUCAAGAAAAUUCCAUUCUCAAUUCACUUCCCCUCAAUUCUCUGAGUAGGAACAAUGAAGUUGAUCUGCUCUUUCUUUCUGAACUGCAAGUGCUACAUGAUAUUUCAAGUUUGUUGUCUCGACAUAAGCAUCUAGCCAAGGAUCAUUCUCCUGAUUUGUAUUCACUGGAGCUGGCAGGUUUGGAUGAAAUUGGAAAACAUUACGGGGAAGACUCUGAACAAUUCAGAGAUGCUUCUAAGAUCCUUGCUGAUGCUCUGCAAAAGUUUGCAGAUGACAUGUACAAUCUUUACGGUGGGAAUGCAGUGGUAGAGUUAGUGACUAUCAAAUCAUUCGACACGUCUGUUGUGAGGAAGACAAGGACUAUCCUUGAGGCAGAACAGGCGAAGAGUCCAUCAAGUCCCUAUAACCUUGCAUAUAAGUAUAAUUUAGAGUAUCCAGUGGUUUUCAACAUGGUACUUUGGAUAAUGAUCGCCUUGGCCUUGGCUGUGAUUAUCACCUCUUACAAUAUUUGGAACAUGGAUCCUGGAUAUGAUAGCAUCAUUUAUAGGAUGACAAACCAGAAGAUUCGAAUGGAUUGAACUUUCCUUAUGCCAAACUUAGAAAAGGGGUUUGGAAAUUGGCUGUUUUCUUAAAAUAAGUCUUUUAGUGUAGUUUAAAGUAGAUAGUAUACUUUGAAUUUAUAAAAAAGCAAAUUUUCUUCUCUAUUUUGCGUGCCUGUGAUGUUCUUUUAAGAGUGAAUUAUAGUAUUGAUGUGAAUUGAUUUGUGUGAUGUAGAUCCCAUAAUAUGCUCAAAUAUUAUGAUAUAACCAUUUAAUAUAAUUUCAUUCCAUUUAAUAUCUAGAAAUAUGCACUGAAAUAAAUGUAAAACAUUUAGAAUAGUUCGUGCUAUUUAUGUUGGAAAAAUGCACUGAAUUUAUUAGAGAAACUUAUGAAUGCUUAACUUCCUUACACAAGAUAGGUGAAAGUGAUAUGUGGGCUGUUAAAUACUAUGAACCAUUUGUAAAUGUCUUAAUUUGAUGUAAAUAUCUCUGAAACAGCAGAAAAGGUUUUUACCUUGGGGCAGCCCUAAACCAUGAAUGCGCUGUACCGUGGCUUGGAUUUGAACUACAUCUGACUGACAGCAUGGCCGUUUUUUAACCUCUUCUGAAAGUCUGGUGAUCCGGAUAGUCUAGUGCGGAUAUUAAACAUAUUACAUUGAUCUCAAAGGAAACUAGCUUUGUGGAGUUAUAGAUGUUUGUAAUUAUACACACAAAAACAAAUAUUUGGAGGAAAUCUUGGCAUGAAUGUAAGCUCUUAUUUCAGUCGCUUCUCCCCCUGUGUACGUUACUGUUUGUGGUACAGCAUACAUAGAAUAUUACAUGGAAGUAGAUGCUCCCUGCUUUUCAUGUGGAAGUGGACCAGUGUCUAUAAAGAGUGGCAAAUAAAGUUAAUGAUUCCAAA